Pezoporus occidentalis (night parrot) is the source of this 1811-nucleotide messenger RNA. RefSeq names its product 6-phosphofructo-2-kinase/fructose-2,6-bisphosphatase 4. Gene Ontology annotation, biological process: fructose metabolic process; fructose 2,6-bisphosphate metabolic process. Bases 72 to 1490 code for a protein of 472 amino acids. Gene Ontology annotation, molecular function: 6-phosphofructo-2-kinase activity; ATP binding; fructose-2,6-bisphosphate 2-phosphatase activity. The transcript is spliced from 15 exons. Gene Ontology annotation, cellular component: cytosol. The record is from RefSeq and is a predicted model, not a curated record. Lineage: Eukaryota; Metazoa; Chordata; Aves; Psittaciformes; Psittacidae.
GCCCCCGCCGCGCUGAGGGCUGUUGGGCUCCGCCCGCCGCCACUGCAGUGGGAGCCGGGAGGCGGCCGAGGAUGGCGGCGGCGGCGCCGGCCCGGGAGCUCACGCAGAACCCGCUGCAGAAGACAUGGGAGCCCUACGACAACGGGCUGCCGGCGGGGCACAGCGCCCAGCGCGGCGUAUGUAUGACCAAUUGCCCUACUCUGAUUGUCAUGGUGGGUCUCCCAGCAAGAGGAAAAACCUACAUCUCCAAGAAGCUGACACGCUAUUUGAAUUGGAUUGGAGUGCCUACAAAAGAAUUUAAUGUUGGUCAGUAUCGCCGAGACUUGGUGAAAAAGUAUAAAUCUUUUGAAUUCUUCCUGCCUGACAAUGAAGAAGGCUUGAAAAUCAGGAGACAGUGUGCCUUAGCAGCGCUGAAUGACGUCCGGCAGUACCUCAGUGAAGAAAACGGGCACGUGGCUGUCUUUGAUGCCACAAACACCACCCGAGAACGCAGAGAAACUAUUUACAAAUUUGGUGAAGAAAACGGCUAUAAGACUUUUUUUGUUGAGUCAGUAUGUGUGGAUCCAGAGGUCAUCGCUGCAAACAUUGUGCAAGUGAAGCUGGGUAGUCCUGACUAUGUUGAUUGUAGUAACGAUGAAGCAACAGAAGACUUCAUGAAGAGAAUAGAGUGCUACAAGAACUCCUAUGAGACGUUAGAUGAAACUCUUGACAAGGAUCUUUCUUACAUUAAAAUUAUGGAUGUUGGAAGGAGUUACCUUGUGAACCGAGUAAUGGAUCACAUUCAGAGCCGGAUUGUCUACUACCUCAUGAAUAUCCAUGUGACUCCUCGGUCAAUCUACCUCUGUCGACACGGAGAAAGUGAACUCAAUCUGAAAGGGAGAAUAGGAGGAGAUCCUGGACUGUCUGUUAGGGGAAAAGAGUUUGCCAAAAGUUUGGCACAAUUUAUUAAUGAGCAAAAUAUCAAAGAUUUGAAAGUUUGGACCAGCCAGAUGAAAAGGACAAUUCAGACUGCUGAAGCCUUGGGAGUGCCUUAUGAGCAGUGGAAGGUGUUGAAUGAGAUAGAUGCAGGAGUGUGUGAAGAAAUGACUUAUGAAGAAAUACAGGAAAAUUAUCCGCUUGAAUUUGCACUGAGAGACCAAGACAAAUACAGAUACAGAUACCCCAAAGGAGAGUCCUAUGAAGAUCUUGUUCAGAGACUGGAGCCAGUAAUUAUGGAACUUGAAAGGCAGGAAAAUGUGCUUGUCAUAUGUCACCAAGCUGUCAUGCGCUGUUUGCUUGCAUAUUUUCUUGACAAGCCUGCAGAACAACUGCCUUACCUGAAGUGCCCACUGCAUACUGUCUUAAAGCUAACCCCGGUGGCUUAUGGAUGUAAAGUAGAAUCUAUAUUUCUGAAUGUUGAAGCUGUAAACACGCACAGAGAUAAACCCGAGAAUGUAGAAAUAUCCAGACCUCCCGAGGACGCUCUUGUAACAGUCCCUGCUCAUCAGUGAAUCCCGUGUGCUGACCAACUGUCGAACUUGGGAAUGUUGGUGUGGAUCGGUCAAGAGAAGAAGCUUUGAGGACAGUGCCCAACCACCUAUAGCUCCAGUUCCCAGGGGGGCCACCCUUCCUCCAGUGAAAGAGUGGGAAUAGCAGCUCAGGUCCAGGAGGAUGGGGAAGGUUUUGCUGAGUGGGCUGGAACCAACGCGCCUCCCCUUCACUUGAAGACUUUUGGGAUGUGAUUCGGCUUCUUUGGAGCAAACCUGUAGUUGUGGAUAACUCCCAGUGCCCAAAGGUAUCAGUGAAAAGAGUGAUGGGAAGCAGAGUUGGGU